Molecule: messenger RNA, 1067 nt
Organism: Syzygium oleosum
Lineage: Eukaryota; Viridiplantae; Streptophyta; Magnoliopsida; Myrtales; Myrtaceae
Product: peptidyl-prolyl cis-trans isomerase FKBP18, chloroplastic
Exons: 6
Coding region: 79-771 (230 amino acids)
Cellular component (GO): chloroplast thylakoid lumen
Molecular function (GO): peptidyl-prolyl cis-trans isomerase activity
Source: RefSeq, a predicted model, not a curated record
UUUUUUUUUUUAGCGGUUCCUCCGAGAGCUGGCGCAUCAUCAUCUGCAAAACCGCAAAAAGGAAAAAGCCCAACGGCCAUGGCUUCCGCCCGGAGCUUCCACAAACCGGCCGUCGACGAUCGUCGUCUCCUCCGACCCAGAGCCGCCGCCGCCUCGGACCAGCCGCCGGACGCCGCGAGGCGGCUCGCUCCUCCGGGUCGCGCUUCGAGGAGGCUCGCGAUCCUGAUCUCCUCGCUGCCGCUGCCGCUCGCGCUCGCCUCGCUGCCUCGGCCGUCGGAGGCCAGGGAGAGGCGCAACCGGAAGGCCAUCCCGCUCGAGGAAUACACCACGAGCCCUGAUGGAGUGAAAUACUAUGAUAUCAUCGAGGGAAAUGGUCCAGUAGCUGAAAAAGGAUCAACAGUCCAGGUGCAUUUUGACUGUCUUUAUCGCGGUAUUACAGCUAUAUCAAGUCGAGAAUCUAAGCUUUUAGCUGGAAAUCGCAUUAUUGCUCAGCCAUAUGAAUUCAAGGUAGGAUCUCCUCCAGGAAAGGAACGCAAGCGUGAAUUUGUAGAUAAUCCAAAUGGAUUAUUUUCAGCACAGGCUUCUCCCAAGCCACCACCUGCUAUGUACUCGAUAACAGAAGGGAUGAAAGUGGGUGGAAAGAGAACGGUGAUCGUUCCUCCAGAGGCUGGCUAUGGUCAGAAGGGAAUGAACGAGAUACCGCCAGGGGCCACCUUUGAACUGAAUAUCGAGCUUCUGCAAGUAGAACCGCCUGAAGGAAAGCAGACUUAGCAUUGGGUGAGGAGGGCCUUGAGGCAAUGGAGUUGAUGUGAUGCCGAAAUUUUGUCUCCUUUUCUUCUAAUAGAAGGCAGAUAAGUCAGCUGAGGGAUCAUUAUGUGCGGAGUGAUAAGUCAGAUUGAAUGCGCGACUCGCUAGGUUUUCUGUAUAUCUUCUUCUUUUUCUUCUUCUUCUUCCACUACAAAGCAUGAUGAAGCAGAACACUGUAAUCUCAGGCCGAUAUUCUUGCUUCCUCAAUGCUGCAGAAUUCACUGAUAUUGUUGGUAUUGUAUAAAUGAGAAUGUUGACCA